Messenger RNA from Hydractinia symbiolongicarpus, 543 nucleotides. RefSeq lists its product as uncharacterized. The coding region runs from base 1 to 543 and encodes 180 amino acids. The record is from RefSeq and is a predicted model, not a curated record. NCBI's taxonomy places the organism in Eukaryota, Metazoa, Cnidaria, Hydrozoa, Anthoathecata, Hydractiniidae. The transcript has a single exon.
AUGCCGAAGUGUUUCAAAAAGUACCUAAGUUGUCGCUGCAUCAUUGACUGCACUGAGAUAUUCAUACAACGUCCAUUAAAUCUCAAUGCCAGAGGACAGACAUGGUCUAAUUACAAGAAUACUAAUACCAUCAAGUAUUUGGUUGCAUGUUCUCCAACAGGAAGUGUUAGUUUCCUAUCAGAAGGAUGGGGAGGUAGAGUCUCUGAUAAGGAAAUAACAAUAAAAAGUGGUUUUUUGGAUUUAGUCGAAAAUGGAGAUCUUGUUUUGGCUGAUCGAGGAUUCCUUAUCGAGCAAGAGUUGGCAACACGAGGCGUGGUAUUAAAAAUACCUGAAUUUACCAGAGGGAAGAAACAAAUGUCAGCAAUGGAUGUAGAUCGAUCUCGAAAAAUAGCCAAUGUUCGAAUCCACAUUGAGAGAGUUAUUGGACGUUUGAGAAAGUUUGAAAUUUUGAACACAACCGUACCUAUCACUCAAGUAGAUUUAUUGGACGAUGUGUUUAUCGUUAUAUGUGCUUUGGUGAACUUGAACAAAGGCAUUAUAUAA